Molecule: messenger RNA, 4825 nt
Organism: Tyto alba (common barn owl)
Lineage: Eukaryota; Metazoa; Chordata; Aves; Strigiformes; Tytonidae
Gene: XRRA1
Product: X-ray radiation resistance associated 1
Exons: 18
Coding region: 374-2680 (768 amino acids)
Cellular component (GO): nucleus
Molecular function (GO): protein binding
Source: RefSeq, a predicted model, not a curated record
UACCCCACACCCAUCUCAGUGAUGCAGCACCACCGUUGUGCCACACUGAGCAUCGCUCUGCGGUGGCAGAGCUGUGACGACACUGCACAGAGGGCUGCACGAACACACGGUGUGCGCCUGUGGCAGGGGAGAGCUACCCCAAAUACCAACACCGGGCCUCAACACCGUAGACAAACUGUGCCAUAGGAUGUCAGAGUGGUGUCUGCAUGCAGAGACACCAUCAGAGGGCACUGGGGGACCAUCUCCUGCUACAGGGCACGGGACAGGAGCGAUGCAGCGCCUUUAAAGUUUAUUUCCGAGGUUUGGGGAGUGGUGACGAGUGUUUGGUUUUGGUUUUUUUUUUUGUUUUUUUUUUUUUUCUGGAGUCUCACAAAUGACAAAGGAAAGGAGACGGGAAGGAGGAAUGAGGGGCAAAGCAGAAAUCCUGCAUGCUGCUGUCAAGAUGACUACGACAGGACUGUAUAAAAUGGGUGAUGGAAACAACUAUGCAACUAACUGCUUCCCUGCCAGGAACAUUUUGUGUGCAAGGUCUGGGCGCUGGGUGCUGGCACACAGGGCUGCUCUGAGGGCUUGGACUGGGAAGGGGACCGCUGGGAAGAGACCACAACAGAGGAGAAAGCCCCCAGAGUCUGCCUUCAUGGAAGAAAAUAAUGAAGACAAUGUCCUUGAUGAGCCAUUUCUGAUGAAGCACCACUGUUUGAAGAACCCCUCCGACCUGUGCUCUGUGAACAUAAGCAGCCAAAAUCUGGUCUCUGCUAAAGAAGAUGACUUUGAGAAAUUUGAUUGUGUUGCUUUUAUAAAUGCUGCUGAGAACCUGCUGACGCUAGAGCCGUUUCGGAAGUUUCCAGGGCUGCGGGAACUGGAACUUUCCUUGAACGGACUAAGAAAUCUGAAAAUCACUGCUGGAGACUUCCUGCAUUUGGAAGAUCUGGAUCUCUCCUAUAAUAACUUGUCCCCCCAGGACAUUUGGACAUUGGGAGAUUUGUCCCAGCUCAAAGUCCUUUGCUUGACGGCCAACGGGCUUCGGUCCCUGCCUCUGGACCUGGCAGGCUCGUGGGACUCUGCUCAUUUAAGGUUUCCAUCUCUGGAGGUCUUGUCGCUGGAUGACAAUCGUCUGUCAGACCCGAGUGUCUUUGUGAGCCUGUCUCAACUCUGCAGCCUGAGGGAGCUGAAUCUGGACAGGAACGGGAUUUCAGCUGUCCCCUACAUGCACCAAGCAGAGAGCAGGCAGUUCUUCCUCCACCCCGCGCUGGACGGCGACAGCUUUAGGGCAGAGUGGUACAAGUCCCUGAGCAGCUUCUGGCAGCAAUCCCGGCCACCGCAGCAGGAGGACACGGAGGUGCCAGCAGAGCUGGAAGUGAAGAAAGGACAGCUUGAGUAUGUCGUGUUACAGAGCGAGGGGGAUCCGGACAGGAUGGAGAUUGUUUUUAACUCUGGCCCUCAGGAACACCCAGUGCUGGUUGCUCCCAGGGAGGGAGAACUAUCUGUCUCCAAGACUCUGCCAGCUCCCUCCAUGUGCCGGGGUGUUUGUGCUCCCUUUCCUGUACUGAAGCAUCUCAGCUUGGCCUUCAACAAGAUCGCAGAUGAGACAGCUCUCUUACCUGUGGCUUUCUUCCCGUGCCUGAAGGAGCUGACGUUUCACAACAACCCUCUUACCACCACCCGAAGCGGGCAGCCGCCUCUGCUGAGCCGACUCCUCCAGCACAAUCUGGGGAUUAAACUUGUCCGACAGAAGAGCCUCGCCGCGGAGAGGCGGCACUUCUCCAUCCCUCUCCAAGCCAGCCGCAAGGUCACGUCGCGUCUCCCCAAAGUCACGAAGCGGCCGCUGAUGCUGGAAUCUCCUGCCAGCCCCUCUCUGUGGAAACUGCUCCCAGCUGUGGUGGAGGCUACGAGAAAUGCUGCACCUCCCAGCCCGGCCCAGCCGCUGACCCCCAGCAGCUCCGGGACCGCAGCCGGCAGCCAGUGGCCGGUGCUGGGGACAGGGGAAGAUGACUCCAGGCCUCCUCCUGGCUCAGCUGAAGAAGACAUCGCAUCCUUCUUCAUGACGCAGGUGGAGGAGGUGCCCAGACCCCUGUCGAGACCCACGGCAAAGGACGGGCUGGAGAAGAUGAGUGAGGAGAGCGGGGAAGGAAGCUCCCAGGUGAUUCCGGAGCGAUACAAAGGCUACGAGGAGCUCCUCGGUGGAGACACAGACCCAGAUUUUAUCGAGCCAGUUGGGAUACAGAAGAACGUGCAGGCGCUGUACUAUAUCCUGAAUCACCCCCUGGUUUACCGGGAUGCCACGCCACGACUGGACAGCAUGCAGAAGCCCUACGUGCCUCGGAAAAAGCGUGGGAGGAUGCCCGGCCCUGCUACCCGAAAGACAAGAGCAGAGAUCCUGGAAGGAAUCCUGAUGGCCAUGAGAAACACCUCAACCAUCACAGAGGUGCCCCUGGCUUCUGUUUUGCAAAAGAAGAAAUCCAACCCCAGGGCGUACCGGGAGGCGCGGAGGCUGAUGGAGGAAUUCCGGGAGGUGUUCGAGAUCCUCCGCGUGACCGUGGGCGAGGAGGAGGCCAAGCUGUCGGAUGAGGUGCAGGUGGUAAAAGCCCCUCUCACAGAGGUGACGUCCAAGCAGGGGAGCCCCAAAAAGCUACAGCUGCUAGGGAAGAGCACGGCCAAGAAGGUGCCCAAAGUCCAGUAAGCAGCAUAGCCAGGAAUUGAAUAAAACAUCCCACACUUUGGUCCUCUUGGAUAAAAUAUGCUAUUUUGUAACCCGUUUGGAACCAUUUUUCCCCUCCUGAAGUUGGAAAAUCCAGCGUGGCGACAAGAUUCUGCUCAGGUUUUCAGGCAGCGCCUCCCAGCUUGAAAGCACCAAUCCAGCCCCAACGCUGCAAUGCCAGAGCACGCGAAAAACGCGUCUGCUCGUUGUUGUGCUCUGCAGAAAAUAAGGUGUGUGCUCACCCAUCCCCGUGCAAAAACUGGCUUGUAAGGAAAAACUACUGCACCCUCUGGGCAUUGUUUGGGGAAGAAAUGGAAAGGGUGGAAAGCGCGACCGCCCUGGCACAGCUCACGAUGGGGCUCUGCCCGUGUUGUACGAGGGGGUGAGCAGCAACCCCACUGCCCUGACCGAGCUCCCCGGUCCCAGCAUCUGUCUGUCCCGCAGCCAAACGCUGGGGAAACCCCAUUUUGUGCUGGGGCAGCUCUGAGCACGCAGCCCAUCCCGCCGCAGGGAUGGGCCCCAGCAGCCAGACCUGAGGGUACCCAGGGAGCCAAGCUGAGCAGAAAAUACUUACUAAAAACCUAAAUCCAUCCCCUGGGCUGGCAGCCCUAAAAACCAGCAGCCAGAGGGGUUGGGACAAGGCGAUGGAGGAUGCUUGCUUCCCACUGGCCGCCUACUUACAUGAAAAAUAUGGUAUUAUCCUCAACUAUCCCUUUUUUUUUUUUCCCCUACAAAACAUCAAUCAACAACCUCAUUCAGCCAGGGGCCACUGUAACCCAGUUGACAUAGGCAGCAGUAGGAUCCUGCUUGUUUCCAAGCGCAGCAACUUGAGCAGAAACAGGUAGUUCACUGUCAGAACCUGGUUUUAUUCUGUUUUAACCUCGGCCUUUGUCCUGCAGUUAAAGUCCUCGUUGCUGUUAAAAUGUACAUGUUAUUUGUACACAGUUGGCAUUUUUCUGGUUUGUGACAAUUUUUUCACAAGCAGGAUUUACUCUGUUCCAAAUAACAGAAGCCACAACAUGACAGACGCCUGCAUGUCAUUUUACCCACACAUUUUACACAUGCAAGUCAAGAGUCCUUCAGUAACUUCCAUCGUUUUUUUAAAACAGUCAGAUGAAGCCACGUUGGUUCAGCUGAGACCCAAAACGACCGUAGUCUUUCACCGCCCUGGUGCUCCGCUGGCGAGCUGAGGAGAACACGAAAGCACAACAAUUUAAAGCAUUAUCAGAAAAAAAAAAGCGUAGCAACACCUAGUUUUGUUUCAAACAGUUUGACAAGUAAACACCAAGGAAACCAGGCAUACACAACCCCCCUCUGUAACCAGCUGAAGGUUUUUCUGUUUGCAUAGUGAAGAGCUAAUUCUAGAGCUGCUGCUUCGCGGUGUUUUACAGACACGGGGAAGAGAAAGGUUUGUGUCCGAUGCGUGCGACAGGCGGGGCUCAUCCCAGCUUCCGCUCAAAACCAGUCUCACGUCCCAGUUCCACCCAGCUGCCAGCCACGCGGACGCCUCGGGGCCCCGUCACGGUGCCACGCGAGACCGUCGCGUCCAAGUUGUUAAGUUUUUGUUAAAACUUCCACCCCCCCCAACCCCUCCCCGUGCACGGGACAAGCUCCUCGUCAGCCUUUGGCCGGACAACUGGGAGAGGGCACAGGGCUUGGCGGGUCCGGGCGCAGCCCUGGGGUUUGUCCUCAGAGCAUGGCUAAAGGCUUGUUUUUAAAAUCAGUGAUAGUCUUUAAGGCUUCAACCUCCCCCUUUGCUUUCGUUGAGAAAAUACAAAGAAGCGCUUGUUCAAGCUACACUUCAUGACUACUGUGCACUGCAUGUACAAUAGCAUUUGAAGAAAAAUACUGACGAUAUAGAACAACAUUAUACAAUCAUCUGGCAUGAUCCCUUCUUUUGGCACUUUUCCUUCAUUUAUCUGAUCUCACUGACUCCAAACACGGCCCUUUCCGUACGGCUUUUCCCGGGCAGAGAGCUCCGGAGGGUCAGAAAGCAACUUUCCGGAGUCGGUGGCAUCUUUGGCAGACACGGUCCUUCUGUCGUCAAACCAACCCCAGCCCCUCCAGCGCUACCGGCAGUGCAAGCUCUUAACCUGAUUUUUUUUUUUUUUUUUUCCCCUUUUCUUA